Molecule: messenger RNA, 468 nt
Organism: Pedinophyceae sp. YPF-701
Lineage: Eukaryota; Viridiplantae; Chlorophyta; Pedinophyceae
Source: the annotation of a GenBank genome assembly
AUGCCCAUUCUUUCCAGGGCUCUCCGCCGCCUUCACGUGCCACAAGUGUGCCGUUUUGCCACAGGUGAGCGGCCUGUCGACAAGCAGAUCGAGCAGCUGAUCGAGUCCGGCGAAGCGGAGCAGGUGUUCGAGAAGGCUAUUUUGCAACAGGGCAAGGGGCACAUAUUGGACACGCUCUCAGAGGUCCAGGAACGUCACGCGGCGAUUCUAAGCCUGGAGCGGUCACUCGGGGACCUGCAACAGGCGUUUGUGGACAUGGCAGUGCUGGUGGAAGCGCAGGGAGAGCUGGUUGACAACAUUGCAAACCACAUCAAGCAAACAGUCAACUACGUGCACAAGGGUACCCAGUCGCUACAGGCCGCGCGGCGGCUUCAGCUUAACACGCGUAAGUGGAUGUGCAUCGGCAUCUGCAUUGUUCUGGUCAUAGCAGUCGUCAUCAUCGUUGGUGCGGUGCAGCCUUGGCAGUGA